Messenger RNA from Zingiber officinale, 1101 nucleotides. RefSeq names its product probable LRR receptor-like serine/threonine-protein kinase At1g05700. The record is from RefSeq and is a predicted model, not a curated record. NCBI's taxonomy places the organism in Eukaryota, Viridiplantae, Streptophyta, Magnoliopsida, Zingiberales, Zingiberaceae. Gene Ontology annotation, biological process: protein phosphorylation. Gene Ontology annotation, molecular function: ATP binding; protein binding; protein kinase activity. The transcript has 10 exons. Bases 1 to 1101 code for a protein of 366 amino acids.
AUGAUAGGAUAUGUUGAUGGCAUAAAACUGCCUGAAGUCAAUAGUCUGCUAUUAGAUUUACAGCAUCUUAUGCUCUUUGGUUUUCUGUUUGAUGCCAUUAACACCAUCAAGGCUCAAUACAAAGUGAAGAAGCAAUGGACAGGUGAUCCCUGUUCACCAGUAGAAUAUAGAUGGGCUGGUUUGGAUUGUAGCUAUAUUUCAGGGCCCCCAAGAAUCACAGCUGUAAAUCUGUCUUCUAGUGAUCUGACUGGUGAAAUAUCCCCUUCCUUCAGUGAACUUUCAGCAAUCAAUUAUCUGGAUCUAUCUUACAAUAACUUGACUGGAAUGAUACCUGAUGCAUUAGGAAAAUUGUCCCAGCUUAAAAUUCUAUAUUUAAUGCAAACCAACAUUGAUAAGACAAUACCUCCUUCGCUUAGUGGAAGAGUGAAUGAUCGGCUGCUACAGAUUAUAUUUGAUAAUGCUAAUGCUCCUCCUCCAAGCCCACCUCCUUCCUCCAAUAAUAAGACCAUUGUCAUUGUGAUAUCAGUAAUUGGUGGGUGUUUUGUGCUAAUAAUGGCUGUGGUAUUUGUUUGGUGGUGCAUUUGGAAACGGCAUCCAGGUUCAGUCCUUAAUCCUGGCAAAAGACAUCUUGAGGAAAAAAAUAGUCUAUAUGAUACACCUCAUCCUCCACAGCCUCAUCCUCUGACAGCAAACCCUCAUAUAAUGAGAUUUUCAUACACACAGUUGAUUGACAUAACUAACAAUUUUGCUAGGAAAAUUGGGAAAGGGGGAUUUGGAGUUGUGCUUCAUGGUUGUUUGGAAAAUGGAAAGCAAGUAGCUGUCAAGUUGAAUUCUCAAUCAUCGCCGCAAGGGGAAAAGCAAUUUGGUGCUGAGGUUCAGAAUUUGACAAGAAUUCAUCAUAAAAACCUGGUUGAAUUGAUUGGAUACUGCAUUGAUGGAGAAGGCCUAGCUCUUGUUUAUGAAUAUAUGGCUCAGGGAAGCCUUCAUGAUAAUUUGAUAGGUUAUGAAAUAAUUCUUGCAAGUUGUGCUCUCAUAUUUAAACUUCCAACAUAUCUAAAAAAUUUGAUAAAGGUCUUUCCUCGGACACUAGAAUCUACAUAG